UUCUUGCGGAGCUAUGCAUCCGCUUUGCGCACUCUCCCGUUUUCUCCUCACUUUUUCAAUGUAUAGGCCCGUAUUGAUCAUCUCCGCCCUGACCUAGGUCAUGAUUCAUUUUUCACUAUUCUGAUAUGCUAAUCAAAAUCCUCAAUAACGGUGUUUGCUGGAGCUGAGAGGGAGCUAGAGGGAGAGAGAGAGAGAGAGAGAGAGAGGGGAGAGAUGAGAGGACGCGCAUCAUCAGAUGUUUAGCAGAUUCACUGUCGCUUUUCGCCAUCAUUUCUGCGGUGCGCUUUUUGCUUUUUGCUCCCCUCCGUUGGUCGGGCUCGUGACAUUUUGCGGCUCUCGAUGUUGUAAUCCGGGGGAAUAUGUGAAGAUCAUGCUGGCGGUGUGGUGCUUCAUGGUCUUUGCUGCAGUGGGCGAGAGGCUUGCGGUCUCAGGUGUGGACAGAAGCCCGGUGCAGGAUGGAGGCAUCUGGGACUGGUUUACCCCAGCAGGGCAGCUGGACAGCGGCGACACUGCCACCAAGAUUGUCUAUCCAAAGCGGCUGGUGCAGCAGAUUGAGUCGGAGGAGGAAAUGGCUCAUGACUACCUGGGUACCAGGGUGAAGAACAGCACGGGGGACACUUUGCCUGUCCACUUGGCCCAGAGCUGUUUUCAAGUGGAAGCCUUUGGACACACCUUCACUCUGGAUCUGGAGUUAAACCAUCACCUUCUGUCUUCAGAAUAUGUGGAACGGCACUUUAACCAGGAUGGCAGACCCUCACAGUCAAUGGGAGGGGAGCACUGCUACUACCAGGGAAGACUACGAGGUUUACCAGAGUCCUGGGCAGCUCUCUCCACCUGCCACGGCUUGUGUGGCAUGUUCUCAGACGGGUUUUUUUCUUAUGGGAUUGAGCCCCUUAACAAUGGGAGCAAUCAGGAUGAUGGUGCUCACUUAAUCCGCAGGAUGCCUGAUAUCAGGCUCUCCCCCCACUGCCAAGACUGUACAGAGGACAGUGAGUGGGAUAACAGAGGGGACGAUGGUGAUGAUGACAGAACGGACCAAAUGAAGGAGCAGCAGGUGUCUGGAGGGCUGAGGCGUUCCAAGAGAUAUGUCCGCAAGCCCUCUGUCCAGACUGAGACCAAAUAUAUUGAGUUGAUGGUGGUCAACGACAAUGAAAUGUUUGUACAGGUGCGUAGCUCUAGCAGCCAAACCAAGAACUUUGCCAAAGCAGUGGUCAACAUGGCAGAUGCGAUCUACAAGGAACAGUUGAACACAAGGAUCGUGUUGGUUGCCAUGGAGACCUGGACCUCUAAAAAUAUGAUGCCAGUAGUGGAAGAUCCAUUGAUAACACUGCAGAACUUCAUGAAAUACAGGAAAGACAACAUCAAAGACCAGAGUGAUGUCGUCCAUCUUUUCUCAGGACGUACGUUUCACAGUAGCCGCAGUGGGACUGCCUACACAGGAGGAGUGUGCUCUCUGACAAGGGGAGGAGGCAUCAAUGAGUAUGGGAAUGUAGGCGCAAUGGCCAUCACUUUGUGCCAAAGUCUUGGCCAGAACGUCGGCAUGAGGUGGAACAACAUACGUAACUCUGCAGGAGACUGCAGGUGCCCAGAUGCCUGGCUGGGUUGCAUCAUGGAAGACACAGGAUACUAUCUGCCCAGAAAGUUUUCUCGCUGCAGUGUUGAUGAGUACAUCCAGUUCUUGCUCCAGGGGGGCGGGAGCUGCCUCUUCAACAAGCCAAACAAGCUGCUGGACCCUCCAGAGUGUGGGAAUGGCUUUGUGGAGCCAGGAGAAGAGUGUGAUUGUGGAUCCCAGGUGGAGUGCGCCCGUAGUGGAGGAGCCUGCUGUAAAAAGUGCACACUUACCCAUGAUGCCAUGUGCAGUAAUGGACUCUGCUGCAGUGCCUGCAAGUAUGAGCGGAGAGGCGUGGUGUGUCGAGAGGCGGUGAACGACUGUGAUAUCCCAGAGACCUGCACCGGAGACUCUAGCCAGUGUCCUCAUAAUGUCCACAAGCUGGAUGGCUACAUGUGUGAUAUUAAUCAGGGCCGCUGUUAUGGUGGACGAUGCAGGACUCGUGAUGGACAGUGUAGAGCACUUUGGGGUUUUAAUUCAGCAGACAGGUUUUGUUAUGAGAAGCUGAACGCCGAGGGGACAGAGAAAGGCAACUGUGGUCCGGGUCCUGAAGGCCAGGGCUGGCUGCAGUGCAACAAGCCAGAUGUUUUAUGCGGCUUCCUGUUCUGUGCCAAUGUGACAAUGAAGCCAAAGUUUGGAGACCUGCAAGGUGAGGUGACCAGCUUCACCCUCUACCACCAGAACAAGUACCUGGACUGUAGAGGCGGCCAUGCUCUGUUGGAGGAUGGCUCAGACCUGGGCUAUGUGGAGGACGGCACACCCUGCGGUCCCAACAUGAUGUGUUUGGAGCGACGCUGCCUCCCUGUGGCGGCGUUCAACCUCAGCAGCUGUUCAGGAUCCAACUAUGGGCGCAUCUGUUCAGACCACGGGACCUGCAGUAAUGAGGUGAAGUGUAUCUGUGAUAGGGACUACACAGGGAAGGACUGCAGUGUCUUUGAUCCCAUCCCCGAGCCGACUGUCCCGACGGGCCCAGAGAAGAAAGGUCCCAGUGGCACCAAUAUCAUAAUAGGGUCCAUCGCAGGUGCUAUUCUCCUGGCAGCUAUAGUCCUAGGGGGAACAGGAUGGGGAUUUAAGAACAUUCGGAGAGGAAGAUCUGGCGGAGGAUAAGAUGUCUGUCUGUCUUUCUGUCUGUGUGUCCUGUCUACUCCUGUCUUCCUCCUCGCACUGUGUCGU
Plectropomus leopardus (leopard coralgrouper) is the source of this 2782-nucleotide messenger RNA. RefSeq names its product disintegrin and metalloproteinase domain-containing protein 11-like. Gene Ontology annotation, biological process: proteolysis. Gene Ontology annotation, molecular function: metalloendopeptidase activity. The record is from RefSeq and is a predicted model, not a curated record. NCBI's taxonomy places the organism in Eukaryota, Metazoa, Chordata, Actinopteri, Perciformes, Serranidae.